GUAUAUACUACGCGACAAUUGGCGCAAUCCUGCAUUAAGUGUAAUGGCAUUUAGCAUGAGUUAAUGUAGUUUAAAAACAGGUCGGGCAAGUUUUGGGAUGUAAAUUGUUUCGCUCUUUUAAAGGAAUGUUGAGAUAUCCCACGGUUGACUGCAGGUAAUAAUUACCCAUGUAUGGUAACGGGUUGUAUGCAUUAUCCUCACUGGUAUCCGGCCUCCUGUGACAACUGGGAGUGUUAAAGGAUGGUUUCUGAGCGCUACUGCCGACCCGACCCACUUUGCACACCUGGUGAAGUCUGAUGGCUCGACACACAUGCUUUUACUCAGGACAGCCACUUAGAUUUUAGGAGCAGCGCACUGUACACAAAGACGACGAGAUGAACAUAAUGAUUGUAACAGUUGCAUAUCUUGGAGCCGUCCUCACAUUAGCCUACAGCCAAGAAUGUGAUCCGUCACAGAGCUGUGCCUCACAGCAGCCCUACGCCCAUUUAGUGGCAAACAAAGACCAGCCUCUAAAUCACUUCUAUUUGGCCGGUAUGUUCGAUGUGCACGAGAUCGACCCCAACCCAUACAAAUGUGGAGCACUCCGAGAAAAGGGCAUACAAAACAUGCAGGCAUUUUUCUGGGCGCUGGAGACAUUUCGUCAGCGAUACAAUGAGACGAAAUUAUUCGAAGGUGUGGAUGUUGGGGGACUGGCGUUUGACUUUUGUACGCGGCCCCACCAGGCUGUUCAGUACCUAUUCAAUUUGGAACGCUGUGAUUUGGCAUAUGGUGCUGAUCCACCAGUGAAGCCUUCCAAUAUCUUAGCUUAUAUUGGACCAGCACGAAGUAGCCAGGCUUUGGAAGCCGGCAGAAUAUUAGGUCAUAUGAAAAAGACUGUUAUAAGUCAUUCUGCAAACAGCCCCACAUUAAGCGACACAAAUGUGUUUAAAACGUUUCUCCGCACGCAGCCAUCAGACAGUGAGCAAUCCCAAGUUCUUAUCGAGAUUAUCAAUGCGCAGUCAAACUGGGAGGCUGUGCAAGUAGUGUACCGGGCAGACGAAGAUGGAACCGCGGGAAAAGAAAAUUUUAAAAAGAUGGCCGUCGAAAAUGGUCUGUGCGUUGCGCAGGAGAUUAAAUUACCACUCGUUGUAAACAAUGCAGUUAUGGACGGCGUUGUUGACAAACUCAGUGCGUUUCCAAACACCAAAGGAGUCAUCAUCUUCGGAACUCACGUGGAGGCUAGAAAUGUGUUACAAGCAAUAAAAAGAAGGGGUGCGGAAAGGGAAUUUACAUUUAUGUCCACUACGUCAUGGAGUACACUCAUGCAAGUAGUCAAGGGCGUAGAGGAGGCAGCUGACGGGGCCGUAACAUUAUCGUUAGUGCCCGGUAACAUGGAUUUCUUCAAUGCGUUCCGUGACUACUACCGCGCUCUCAGACCAACAACAAACCUCACAACUCAAAACCCAAUUUUUGCGUCAUUCUGGGAGGAAAAAUUUGCCUGCGAUCUGCCAGGCUCAACGAACAGGAGGGUUCCUUGUGAGCCUAACACCAAUAAUUUGGAUAGUUCUGAGAUUGAUUUAUCCACUGCGUACGUCAUUCAAGCAGUUGACGUCGCUCUUCAUGGUAUAGAGAAUGCCCGGAGUGCCAUGUGUCCAAACGUCAACCAAAUUUGCACCGAGUUCUCAAACAGUGACGCCCAGCUAGACAAAAUUUAUGCAGAAAUCCUUAAAAUUUCACUCCCUGGGGUCUCUUUCCAGGGGAACGGAGACGCAGCAGUUGUGAAUUUUGCCAUUAAUAAGUUUAGUGCAAAUCGCAACCAGUAUGAAUUGAUAGAAACAUAUGUGAAGGGAACACCAUUGUCCCAACCUCCAAAUAUGGGCAGUUCUACUUGUCCAACAUGUCAAGUGUGUGAAGCCGUUACUUCUCCCAUCACUACCACCACCAUCUCUGCAGAGCAAUCUUCAAGUGCUACCACCGCGUCUACUACGUCCACUACGUUGCGGACAACUAGCGGUGGUAACGGCGGUCAGACUCAACCAACCGCCGCCCCACAGCAGCAAAAGGCCCCGUCAGGAAUACGGAAACAAGACUCUUGGGUUAUCGCAAUUCUUGUGCUGUCAAGUCUUGGUAUUCUCCUGAUCAUUGUAUUUGAGGUCUACAUUAUUGUAAAGGUGUCUGGUACCCCAUUCUCAAAGUGGAAAGUGUUGUGGCUGGGGCAGCUCCUUUUGUUUGGUAUAUUUCUCAGCUACCUGGUUCUUUUCGCCUACGUACCGUAUCAGACCACGGCAACGUGUGGCAUCAUUCGAUUUGGUAUUGGAUUUUGCUACGCCUUUAUGUUUGGUGUGCUGAUUGUGAAGCUUAUGAAUAUUUUCCAAUCAAAGAAGACUGGUUAUCUUCAUGGUGUGUUCCAAAUACUGCUUUUCCUAUUCAUUCUCCUUGUCCAGGUUGGAAUUGACUCGACGUGGUUAAUAGUAGAACCAGCCCAAGGAGUUUGGGUCACGGGACAAACAUGGUAUUGCAGACAUUUACAUUUUAGUAGCCACGUCUUAUCGCUUGUCUACGUAAUGUUCCUGAUUCUCCUCUGUAUAAUUCUGGCUGUAAGAUCCUACAGAGUUAAAUCAAAUCACAGAGAGAAUAUCCUAAUUGGAAUUGCAGCUGGUGCCACUGCUGCCUUAUGGAUUGCAUGGACAUUGAUCGGUCACCUUUCUCCACAUUCACGGGAAGACUUUUCCGACUAUUGGGACCCCGCAACUGCGUUUGGACUUUGGUGCACAGCGACGUUAAUCCUCCUUGUCAUGUUCUUGCCGAAAGUAAAACGUUUAAAGAGUAUGACCAUUGACAAAUUCCUUAAGGCAGAGGACGAGUGGGAUCGUGGUAGUGUAAUGACAGGCAGCGUGUAUAAAGCACCAGGCUCUGUGGUGUAUGUUAACAAUGGGGCAUAUGCUGGAGGAGUCAAUGGUACACUCCCUUCCAAACAACCGCCACACGAUAACGGCCUGUACACGGACGUUCCCACCCUGUCUAGAUCUGUGCACAGCGUCAAUGAUCCACAUGGCUUAGUUCUGCGACAUCCAGGGUCCGUUUACGAGAGUAACACCAUGAGAAGUGCGCCACCAAAUGUCAUAUAUGGUACACCGGGUACAUUAAAGUCACAGAGAGGCGGAGGUGGCUCCGUCUACAGUUAUGGUAGACCAUACAGACCAGGUACACCAGUAGACUACGCUGCAAGAAGCCAUACUUUGGAUGCUAGAAGUAAACCAUCAUCUGAAUACGCCUACCCUACAUCAACGAACAAGGCCAAGCACAAUAUGAAAAAGGCCAAAUCGUAUCAAGACCUGGGACCACUGUAGUGAAGUUUCAAAAUGCCGGAAACGGAUGUUACAAUUAGAAUAUUUAAUCAUAAACAAGUGCCAUACCUAGAUCUGACAGUAUUCCUCAUGUUUUAUUUUAAAUUAAGAAAAUAUAAGAGAGGCUCCGAAAGAAAGAUUGCGUUAAGAACUUUUAUCAAAGGAAUGUGGGAGUCACGUUUUACCACCGCUCAGAAGAACCUUUCAAACGUGAAAGCACCUUUACGUUUCAUGUCACACAUAAGUUUAUCUUAGAACUGACAUGUGUAAGGUUUCACCAAAAAGACUCUUUUCGAUAUCUUUUCUUUCAGUUUAAUGCAAUUCCAGGUUGACUUACUUUGUAUCAAGUUUCUCAGUACACUAUUGUCACCAUAGUAACAACAGCUUUAAAAUUCUGUUUCUUUAAUGUUAUUUCAACAUUCUUACUUGAAGAUUAUAAUUUAACAAGUGCUUAUAUAUUUUAUAUUUAAAGUUAACAUUUAAGUGUCUUGAGUCAAAUUACACAGCAUAUUGUGAACUAGGUAAAUAACCUGAUGGGUUACUUCAUAUCGUAAAUAUUUAACUUAUUUAUUCACGUUGUAUAAAGAAAAUGUACAGUGGAAAGUAUGUAAGUUAGGGUCUUUAGUCUAAGUGGAAUCCCAACUAAUCUUUUUUUCAUUUAAAAAGCUAACAAAGUUAUGUAUUCAAUUGUUAUGGCGUGUAAAACUUAAGGAGUGCUUAAGGAGUAGGAGUUGCUGCAAAAGAACGACGGAAUUCCUGGAGUUCACAACGAAGUUUAAAAACUCAUGACUGCAACCUCAUGUAGUUGUAAUUUAAAAUCAUCUUUGCGAGAUUCGUCUUACAGACCGCUUUGUGUAAUUUUGUUAGAAAAGACAUUAUAAGCCAAGCAAAAGGUUAUAUGAAAGCAUUUCAAGAACUUUUAGUACGAGGGAAAAAGUUUUUAGAGUGCUGCACUAAUGAUGAUAUUCCUCCGAACGGUCUAUAGUAAGCAAUUUUGAAUCCUUAAAUUGCCAAAAGUGGUUAUUUCCAUAGUCAUAAGUAUAGUAUAUAGUAUACAUAUAAUAGAAUGAGUUGUAAUCCACGUUAAACAUUUAAUCCUUUAUUGGUUGAAGUUGUAAACAAGAGUGCCCCAAGAGCAUGAAGUGUAAACCAGCCAUAGUACUGCCAGUAGAAAGAAACAGUUGUAUAUUUCCAUUAAAUAUCAACAUUGUUACACAUAUAUUUCCUUAU
Messenger RNA from Lingula anatina, 4556 nucleotides. RefSeq lists its product as uncharacterized. Lineage: Eukaryota; Metazoa; Brachiopoda; Lingulata; Lingulida; Lingulidae. The record is from RefSeq and is a predicted model, not a curated record. Gene Ontology annotation, molecular function: G protein-coupled receptor activity. Gene Ontology annotation, cellular component: endoplasmic reticulum membrane. Gene Ontology annotation, biological process: GPI anchor biosynthetic process; G protein-coupled receptor signaling pathway.